Nicotiana tabacum (common tobacco) is the source of this 2089-nucleotide messenger RNA. RefSeq names its product receptor homology region, transmembrane domain- and RING domain-containing protein 2. The record is from RefSeq and is a predicted model, not a curated record. NCBI's taxonomy places the organism in Eukaryota, Viridiplantae, Streptophyta, Magnoliopsida, Solanales, Solanaceae.
CACAAAAGAGAGAGACACAAUUUAUAUAUAGCGAAAAUGUUGAUUUUCUUACCUUUUAGAUUUAGAAUUCCUUCCAAAAAUUUCUCAUUUUCCCCCGCACAUACAUACAUACAAGGAAAACCAAAAAAAUUAAAAUUCCUAUGGAAGCUGAUGUUUCUAUUCUCUCAGCAAUCUUGAGAGUGUAUCUUCUUUUUUUUUUUUGGUGAUUUUUCUUGAAAAUUGACAAGAGGGGUUGUUGUGAAUUUUAGUCUUAUUUUUUUGUGAAUUUCCUUGAAAUUAUUUAAAGGGGUUGUAGGGUUUUGAGAUUUGGGAAGUGGAAUGGUGAGUUCUUGGGUUUUUUUGUUCUUCAGUUAUGUGUCUUUAGUGGCUUCUGGAGCUCUUGGAAGUGUAAUUUUGAUUGGUAAAAACCUUACUUUGUCUUUUGAAGACAUUGAAGCUAAUUUUGCUCCCUCACCAAAGGGUUCAGGCAAAUGUGGAACAUUGUAUGUGGCAGAGCCUUUGGAUGCAUGCUCGACUUUGACUAACAAGAUUGAACCAACUAAUAACUUCACAAAAGAUCCAUUUGUGCUGAUAAUUAGGGGUGGAUGUAGCUUUGAGGAUAAAGUCAGAAAAGCACAAGCUGCGGGUUUUAAAGCAGCCAUUAUCUAUGACAAUGCAUAUGGUACUAUUAUUCCAAUGGCAGGAACCUCUACUGGUGUGAAGAUACUCGCACUGUUCGUUUCAAAAGCUUCUGGAGAAACACUCACAAAAUAUGCUGGUGACACUGAUAUGGAAGUAUGGAUAAUCCCAAGCUUGGAAAACUCAGCUUGGUCAAUCAUGGCUACGUCUUUCAUUUCAUUACUUGCUAUGUCGGCCGUGCUCGGGAUGUGUUUCUUUGUUCGCAGACAUCAUAUACGAAGAGAGAGGCCCCGAGCUUCUCGUGUCCGUGAAUUUCAUGGGAUUAGUAGUCGUUUGGUGAAAGCUAUGCCAAGUUUGAUAUUUACAUCAGUUGUGGAGGAUAAUUCUACAUCAGUAACAUGUGCUAUAUGCCUCGAAGAUUAUCGUGUGGGAAAUAAGCUUAGAGUUCUUCCGUGCCGGCACAAAUUUCAUACUGAUUGUGUUGAUACUUGGCUGACAUCAUGGAGAACCUUUUGCCCUGUUUGCAAACGGGAUGCAAGGACUAGCACUGGCGAACCACCAGCAUCAGAAUAUACACCAUUGCUUUCUUCCAGUCUGCGAUCUGGAUCUUCAAUGUCAUCUCUAAGGUCAUCAUUAGCAUCAUCAGCAGUAAUACAUAUAGGCACAGGAGCAUCUCGAUCGCCUUCCGUUUCUCGUUCUCAAUCAAUCUCUAGCUCUCAUAACCAGCACUCUCUUUGGUCCUACCACCCGUCACCUCAUUUUGCUAUAAGCCGAAGUUCACUCGACUUUCAAAAUGCAUCUUCGCAAAGAUCUGGUGCAUCUUACUUAAUUUCAUCUAACUCAUUGGGUUAUCCUUCUCUAUCACCUCUUAAUUCAAGAUAUAUUGGAUCAACAAGUCAGCAUCAUAACCCACUGUACCACAGUGAGUCAAUUACAAGCUUUUCACCAUUUGUAUCAGCUAACUCUCUUCCCGGAUGUGAGUCAUGAUUUAGUUGAUCGUUGGUAACAUUAGUCGAAUUUGUGAAGCCUCUUACCAGGAACACAGUGGUCGGAUUAUACUGACCACAAAUUACAGCUGAAGACAAUGGAACUGAUUCGUAUUGGUUGCUGUGGCAUCUGGACACAGGAAAUACAACAGGUAACUCUCGAUUUCUGCAUUAUUGCUCAACACUUCUGUAAUAUUGAUUUAGUAGUUGGAUAGGUUUGGUAUUUAUAUCUGGAGGUUUUUGCUGAGUGUACAUGCCUAAAGAUGGGUGCUUUUUGCGGUACGCGUUGGCCCCUCUUUUGUUUAAUUGUUUUUCCUUUUUCUUUUUCUCCUUUUUUCCCCGUUUCUCCGAUGGUUUUUAGCCAUGUCCACUGAUAGAUGGUUGAGGCCUUUAGUUGCAUGUAAAUAUCUAUGUCAGUCAGAUGACUUUUUCUGUUUUUAGUUUUUGAAAGGAAUAAAGAGUAUCCGAAAACCCUUUUUUUUUUU